CAAUUAGGACAGAGGAGCGAGCGUAGCGAGGGAGAGCGAGUCGAGGGAAGAAGCUGACUGAGCAUUUAGGAGAGAUACAGCGAGUUUGAGUUUCAAGGCAUGCAGUUUAGAGAAAUAGAACAACCACUCCACAAGCUCUACUGAUCGAAAAACAUAAGAGCAACGCAGGUGUUGAUUAAAACAAAUACAAUUUUAGUGGAUUAAUUGAGAAAUAGAAUGGGUUCCAAAAGAUACCAUUCGAAGACACCGGGAAAAUUGAACUACUCAUUAUUCUGCAUUGGGGUUUGUCUAAUAAUUCUGCUACCGUUGUGUGAUACAUUCAAUUUGGACGUGGAGAACCCUUCUGUCUACAGCGGACCUAAUGGGAGCUACUUUGGAUAUUCCGUGGAAUUUUACUUGACCAAUUCUUCAAGCGUCAGUGUAGUGAUUGGCGCUCCCAAGGCCAAUACCAGUCAGUUCAACAUCACAGAGGGCGGGUCUGUGUACUUCUGCCCAUGGAGUCUUGGCCAAUCUGAGUGCCACAACAUUGAAUUUGACAAUCAAGGGGACCGCAUAGUCACUGUCAGUGGCACAGACUACCAGGCUGAAGUCAAGUCCCACCAGUGGUUCGGCGCCACCAUCCGUUCCCACGGAGACACCAUUCUGGCCUGUGCCCCCCUCUACUCCUGGAGAACCAAAGCAGAAAAGCCCCAGUCAGAUACCACGGGAACCUGCUACCUCUCUGUCAAGAACUUCACCAAGUUUGUGGAAUAUGCUCCCUGUCGCACAGAAUUCAUUAACCAGGGUGGUCAGGGCUACUGUCAGGGGGGAUUCAGUGCUGAUUUCACGAAGGAUGGGAAAGUGGUGCUUGGAGGACCAGGCAGCUUCUUCUGGCAAGGUCAGGUGAUCUCAGCAGCCAAAGAGGAAAUAAUCAAGGCCUACUAUCCAGGGUACUUCAUGCAGUCUGUGGAGGGACAGACCCAGACCAGACAGGCUCAGAUCAAAUAUGACGACAGCUACCACGGUUACUCUGUUGCAGUUGGGGAAUUCAGUGGAGAUGACGUGGAAGAUGUUGUGGCUGGGGUCCCAAAAGGGGUCAUGCUCUAUGGUUUGGUGUCUGUUUUAAAUGGCACUGAUCUGAAGUCCAUGCUCAACUACACUGGCGAACAGAUGGGCUCCUAUUUUGGGUAUACUGUGUCCACAGCCGACAUCAAUAACGACGGCAUGUCUGACCUGUUGGUGGGAGCUCCCAUGUACAUGACCCGAGGGUCAGACGGCCGUCUGGAGGAGGUGGGACGUGUGUACCUCUAUCUGCAGCGUGGACCACUGGACCUGGAGCCAACUCUCAACCUGACCGGGACCCAGGUGUUUGGGAGGUUUGGCAGCACCAUCGCACCUCUGGGAGACCUCAACCUGGAUGGAUACAAUGACUUGGCCAUCAGCUGUCCUUUCGGUGGAGAGGACCAGCAGGGAUUGGUUCUCAUCUACAACGGAUUCGCCGGUGGGCUCAGGAACACACCCUCUCAGGUCAUAGCUGGCCAAUGGGCUUCAGGCACAGUGCCGGCCAGCUUUGGAUUCUCACUCCGAGGUGCUAAGGAUCAGGACAUGAAUGGCUACCCAGAUCUUAUUGUUGGUGCUUUCGGAGUUGACAAGGCGAUUUUGUACAGAUCCCGGCCCAUCGUCAACACCAGUGCCUCCCUGACCGUCUAUCCCACAAUGAUCAACCCCGAGGAGAAGAGUUGUUCAGUCAACAACGGCAACACCACCAUACCGGUCUCCUGUGUCAACCUGAGUUUCUGCCUCUCUGCCAAUGGGAAGUACCUACCAGACAACCUAGGCUUCCUGGUAGAGGUGCAGUUGGACCAUCUGAAACACAUGCAGAAGGGAGGGGUGAAGAGGGCUCUGUUUGUAGACUCCCAGCAGGCAAUGCUUCAGAGGAGUGUGAGAGUGCGGAGCGGAGAGCGCGUGUGUCACGAGACCAAGAUCUACCUGAGGGAUGACAAGGAGUUCAGAGAUAAGCUCUCCUCCAUCUACAUCUCCCUCAACUUCAGUCUGGAUCCUCAGGCAGCGUUUGACUCCCACGGCCUCAGACCCAUCCUUAACUACAAGACCACCGAGCUCAUCGAGCAGAAGGCCCAGAUUCUGCUGGACUGUGGAGAAGACAACAUCUGUGUUCCCGACUUAAAGCUGGCGGUGCACGGGGACAGGAAGGAAGUGUACCUAGGUGACGACAACUUGCUGACCUUGACUUUCAACGCGCGGAACGAGGGUGAAGGUGGGGCCUAUGAGGCUGAACUGUAUGUGGUGUUACCUCCUGAAGCAGACUACAGCGGUAUAGCUCGCAAUAACGAGAGCCUGACCCAGCUGACCUGUAGCUACGAGGCUGAGAACCAGACCCGCUACCUCAGCUGUGACCUGGGCAAUCCCAUGAAGUCUGGCACCAGCCUGUGGGCAGGCCUGCGUUUCACUGUGCCACGACUGAAGGACACACGCAAGACGGUUCAGUUUGAGCUGCAGAUCCGCAGUAAAAAUGAGAAUAAUUCCCACAGUGAGGUGGUGCCCUACAAACUGGAGGUGGUUGUCCAGGCCGAUGUUAUUUUACAGGGUGUCUCCCGGCCAGACAAGGUCUUCUUCCCUCCCCUCAACUGGAAGGUCUCAAAGACCCCCCAGGAGGAGCAGGACAUUGGGCCUGUAAUCCAACACGUCUAUGAACUGGUGAACAAAGGUCCCAGUGGGAUCAGCCACACAGUGCUGCAGCUCAGCUGUCCUCUCAGUGUUCAGGGCCAGGGUCUCCUCUACCCCCUGGAGAUGUCUACUGAGGGACCCCUCAACUGCACCACCAACCACUCCAUCAACUACCUGCAGCUCAAGCUCCAGCAGACUUCCACAGAGCAGCCGCCCCUACUUGUGCCUGGUCAGGAUCACCACAUCGAGAGGAGAGAAGUCCAGAGAGACCAGCUGGCAGAGCACACUAACCUGUCCUGCUCUAACGUGGAGUGCUGGACACUGCAGUGUGACGUGGGUCUUCUGGAGAAGGGGACCAGCGCCAUCCUCAAAUUGCGCUCCCGCAUCUGGGCUGAGACCUUCAUCGAGAGGGCAUACAAGGGCUACGUGCUGGAGUGCCUGGCAAGGUUCAGUGUGGUCAAGAUGCCCUAUGCCAUCUUGCCCAAGGAGGUACCGAGUGGAUCUAAAAAGGUGGUGACCCCAUUGGUGUGGAACAAACAAGACAGCCAAUACUCUGUGCCCUUGUGGAUCAUCAUUCUGGCCAUACUGGCUGGGCUUCUGCUGCUGGCACUGCUCAUCUACGUCCUGUACAAACUUGGCUUCUUCAAAAGGUCGCUACCCUACGGCACGGCUAUGGAGAAGGCCCAACUCAAGCCCCAGGCUGCGUCUGAGGCCUAAACACCACAUAGAGAGGAUUAAAACAAACUAUUUUGUUGUCACAGAACCAAAGAAACCUAGAAACCCACAUGAUUGCAAUGGAGAAAUGUGGUUAAUUUAAACAUCCAGAGAGGAUUAGACUGCAGUUGAAGAGGGAGGAGGCGGAGGAGGAGGAAAGACCACUGGAACUCCACUGUACUGCACUAGAGGAAGAAAUACCCAAAGAACUCCAAACCAAAUGAAUGUUUUUAAUUUAAUAUAUGUUUAUGUUUAUUGUCGUUGGGUUGGGGUUGAUCACCAAGCUGAACUUCAGUGUCACAGUCAGACAAACUGGCUUUAGACUUACUGAUCCUAUUUGAGUUGAAGUCCAAGACUAGUGACUACAGAAGAAGAGGAGUAGCUUAUGGAAGGCCUUGAUUCGAUCAAGGAAGAUGCUUGGUUUCUCCCUGCACAUAUUUUUAAACAGCUUUGUAUUCCCUUGUGGAUCCUUGUGAAAUAUAAUUGUUUUACUCUUUUUCAACUGCCCUCAUUUUGGUGCUAAAAAAGUGUGAUCACUGCUUUUAAAAGGUAUAUGAUGGUGUUGAGGGGGACUGAAUGCAUCUCCCUUCCUUUUUGUAGCCAUUAAAUCUGAUCUGAUACUUUCCCAACCGAAGUUAGAAACAUGCUUCCUGUUCAGGGCACCAGAGGAGCAUGUUCACCAGAGGAGCAUGUUCACCAGAGGAGCAUGUUCACCAGAGGAGCAUGUUCACCAGAGGAGCAUGUUCACCAGAGGAGCACAGACAGAGGAUGUCUGUCUCGUGUCUCCAUAAUCUACACCUGAGCUGUUUACCCAUCCACAUUUCUACCAAACAUGUUGUUACAGCCAAUCUUUUGUUUAAUGUAAGUUCAGUUUGGCUUCAGUAAUGUUCGGCACGUACAAACUCCUGUACUGCCAAAAUAGCUUCUUCAGCCACAGAGUGGUGGACAUACAGUGCUUGGUCCAGUUGUUUUGCACUCAAAAGAAGUCUACUGAUGUCUAACAAGAUGCCAAAAACAGACAGGAUACUGACGGACUGAUCUUCCUUUGGGUUUGACUUGACCAUUACUGAUCACUUUGUUGAUCCUGUAUGUUUGUGUUUGUUGUGACAGAUCAAAGCAUUGCCUCAAAGUUGACUGGGACUUGACUGGAUCCAUCCACCAUGGGCCUGUGAGAUAGAUCCCACUGAAAGCUGGAAACACUCUGGUGCCUUGUAAACAAGUUUGUCCAGACUUUGCUUGUGCUGCAAGAGGCAGUAUGGAAAUUGAUUUGAAGCAAAGAUCAUCCAGGUGUAUCCACAGCCUUGGUGUGUAAUGAUGUCUUGAAGUCAGUACAUUACUAUGUUGCCAACAGAGAUCAAGGAAGCUGUAGGACAUACAAUCUGGGUGGGUUGCUUGCAGGUAAGGGCUCACUCCGGUGAGUGUCAGGGAAACAGCCAAAUAUCCAGUCCCUACACAUUUCACCUUGAUCUUGUAGUGUGCUAGGAGCAUCUUUGCUCUGGUUUGUUUUAAUUUUAUUUUGAUGUCCUUAUGAUAACAAAACUGACUGAGUACCAGAAGCUCUCACACCACGAUGCUGCAGCUUCAUCCAUGGACUGAAUAUGUGGGGCUCUUUUAUUUGUCAUGUAAAUACGUUUUGUGUGUGUGUCAGACUACCUGUCUUCAUGUGUUGAUGUUCCUGUCUGUUUUUUUUUGUGUGAAUCAGAGAUCAAUUCCAAUGCUAAGUCCUCUCCUUUCUCUCUUGCAUCACGAGGGAAAGGUAGACUUGUCCAGCAGUAAUGCUGAUCAUCGCAUCACUUCAAUCUGUACUCAGGAUGGGUUGAGACUGCCUGAUUAGAGUUUAGGACAGCUAGGACCAGAGUAGCUAUUCAUUUAGGGCCCAAUUCAGUCUUGAGAUAAGACAUUUAAAAAUAAAAAUAAACUUAAGUCCAUGUUAAGUCAACUUAUCUCAGGUCUGAAUCAGGCCCUUAAUGCAAUAGAGAGACUGCAAUGAAAAUGCACAUGCAUACACAGUAAAAUCAGUUUGCCUCUUGUAAAGGGAUAGCAACUGGGCAUUGGGGGAGGGGAUGGUUUGUACGUGCAAUAUUAUUAUUCACUCUGGUUGAUAUUGGUUUUAGUUUUUGAAUUUUCUUUCAUUUUGUUUCCGGAGGGGUUGUGUUAAACCAGGUGUAUCUAACAUCUAAUGAUGGUUUUUAAAACAGACUCAAGUCUGCUCCCUAUGGUCGGAUGGGGGUAUUGUCAAAAACAAUUGGUCUGUUUCCCCCCCCCUAGAAUUUUCCACUGCACGUAUUCACCACUUUUACAUUUAGCUCCACUGCUAUAACUAGCCAAUGUUUAGUAUCACUAUUUCAGAUAUCAGUGGUAAAAAAUACAUUCAUCAAACCUGAGUUGAACUCGAGUGGGCAUGUGUGAUAAUGUAUGUUCAGUUCAAUUGUAUCACCUAUCCAAACGCAGCCAUAAUGCUACACAUCUGUUUUCACUAUUUGUUUUGAAUGCCCCCUAGCUCAUAUUGGUGAUUUAAUCCACAAGCUUUAUCAACACUCAUGAUGCAAAGACUGCUAACGCCACUCAGUGGAUUCAUUUAACAUGUAUCAUAUUAUUUUUUAACAGUAUUUGUAUGAUAUUGUUUUGAAAAGUAUAUGUCUGAUUGUAGUGUCCAGACUGAAAAUGUCAACCUAGUAUUAUUUAUAUUGAAAGAGGAUGUUUUAAACAGAAUCCUCUGUGGUUACAGUAGAAGACUACACUGGGUUUAUCCUUGUUUUCUCAAUGCUUUCUAGGCCCCCUUUUAAAAAUCUCCUUUUUACAAAGUUGUAAAUAUUUCUGACGAGAAUAUUUUUUAGAUCCAAUUGGAAAAAAAACAUUUGUGAAAUUUACACUCCCCAUAUUGGGGAGACUUUCUGGGAAGAUGAUUUAGUCUUUUAGUGAUCAUUUGUGUCUUAUUAUAUGGUUUGCAUUUCAAUUAAAAAAAUGACAUGCUUUGAUUGAAUACACAGUUCUGAAAAUAAUUUAUUUAAAAAAAAUAAACUUGCCCAUGGCAUGAAAUGUUUUACA
This is a messenger RNA of Oncorhynchus keta (chum salmon), 6426 nucleotides long. Its product is annotated as integrin alpha-5-like. The coding region runs from base 217 to 3381 and encodes 1054 amino acids. The record is from RefSeq and is a predicted model, not a curated record. Gene Ontology annotation, molecular function: integrin binding. The transcript is spliced from 30 exons. Gene Ontology annotation, cellular component: integrin complex; external side of plasma membrane. NCBI's taxonomy places the organism in Eukaryota, Metazoa, Chordata, Actinopteri, Salmoniformes, Salmonidae. Gene Ontology annotation, biological process: integrin-mediated signaling pathway; cell adhesion mediated by integrin; cell-matrix adhesion.